AUAGGAUGGAACUUCAGAUUUGGCGUGGAGACUGGGGGCUACCCUCGAUUGAUCCUCAAUGUUUGGCUGUGAUUACAUACUGCAAGAUGUGCGGAUUUGAUGUUCCCAUGUCAGCGUGCAGGGGAGACUGGAAUGGUAAGAACCUUCCUGUACUCACACUUGCAGAGACAGAAGAGUAUCUGACUACACCACAGAACAUCAUUGGCUAUCUAGUAUACAAGGAGGUGCAGAUGGACGAACAUCUGUCCCCAAGAGAAACAUCAGAGAUUACAGCGAUCACAUCUCUCAUUACUGAGUCACUGUAUACUGCCAUCAUGUUUUCACUUUGGUUAGAAGAGAGUAACUAUCAGAAUGUUAUGUUGCCCUACUAUAGGAGCGUCUUCAAACUUCCUUAUUCUUUUCUUAAAGCUGCUCAAAUGAAGAGAUUCGUUAAAUGCAUGAUACUUGCAAGAUACAGCCUGGACGAUAACGUGGAAUUGCCUGAGAUAGCUGCCAAGGUAUUUGAGUCGAGCAAGAGGUGCCUACAAAUCCUGUCCACGAAACUGGGCAACAACCAGUUUAUAUUCGGAAAUGUUCCUUCACAGCUUGACGCCUACAUGUUCGCUCAUCUGUCUCUCAUCAGGUCAUGUCCGAUGAAGUCCCAACUUAAAGACGAUCUGGGGAAGCUCACUAACCUUAAUGACUAUACUCUCCGAAUACACAAGAAAUACUAUCCAAAGCUGUACAGAUUGUACACACCGGAAGACAUGCAGGAGAGAAUAACGUCAAAUCAAAUGUUACAACAGGUAGCGUCAGUAAGCGCUGUAGUGGUACUAGCUGCAGUCUUCAUCUGGUUCAGAUCACCUAACAGACUGCUUAUCAACGAACAGAGACUACGCGAGGAAGAUGUCCAAUAGCAACUACAACAAUAAAGGAUGUCUAAUGUUUAGUAGAAACUAGAGGAUGUCUAAUAGCAAGUAAAGGAUGUCCAGUACUAGUAGGCACAAGACGAUCUUGAAGAUUAAUAAGGAGAAUUUAAAAUGUUUAAUGAAUACAGGAUUAUUAAUUUCGCACUAAUGACACUAAUGAUAGGUGAGAAAUAUUAUAUAAUAUUAAUUAGGAGCAUUGAUUAAUAUUAAUUAGGAGCAUUGAUCAAUAUUAAUCAGGAGCAUUAAUUAAUAUUAAUGAAUUGUCCACCGUCAGGCCAUUACAACGGGCCCUUUGAUACCAUAGUCCUGUUAUCACUAGCAGUUCGACUCUUUAUAUUUGUAUACAGUACGGAGAGUGAACGUGUAAGAUUUUAUCAUGCGUGUUUUGAACAUGGUCAAGCCAGAAAAUACAGAGAUUCUGAAAAUACAGAGAUUCUGAGAUAUAUCGGAAAUAAAUAACACUGAAUAUGACACUACCAAACAGAAAGCCUCAAUCCCGUACACGCUAUCAAUAAGUUGACUCGCCUGGGGGUCACGCGAAACUCAUUAUUCUAUAUUGAACGUACGUCUAUUGUAGCUUCAGUUUUCUAAACCUUUGAAUAAUUUCGAUUAAAUUUAGGAAAUAAUUAAAGCUUCAGUUUCAACCACCCAAUGACCUUGCCUUAAAACCUAUUAUAGGUAUAGUCAGUAAGUAUUGGUAACCAAUUUUAGCGAGCAGGAGCCUAUAAUAAACCCCGAAUCUAAGUUGUAAAGGAAUUUAAUCGAUCGCAAAAUGUUUUUGAAUUAGAUAAUUUUCCCGCAGCUGAAUUACCUGUUCUAGAUUAUGAUCUAGGUUUACUCAACGUACGUACACAAGAAAAUUGUCGCUAGGAGGUAAGGAUUAAUGCACCAUUUGAAAUUCUGGUCUCAAUUUGAUCCAUCAUAUCCAAUAUUUGAUUCACGUUGUUAAUAAGGAAUAUCAUAGAUGUUUUGUAUAUCGUCAAUUCAACAAGGAGAAUGCACAACUCGUUGAUUUAUGCGACACAUAACAUAGUUACAUGUGAUAAAUCACAUAUAAUAUGUAAUUAAAGCGACAUAUUACACAUGAUAAUUCACAUAUUGCACAUGAUAAACCUGCUCACACGUCAGUGAAUGAUGGUAUGUGGCAUUAGUGCCAUUGUUUAACCCGAGUAUCUGUUGUGAAAAGCACGCUUUAUUAAAAGUACGCUCAGACACCCACUCACACACACUCUCUCUCUGGCACAGUAUCUACGAAACCAGGUCACUCACAGUUCAAAUACACAGUGUAUUGUGCGAGGUUGUGUCUUACUCGUGUUUUAGUUACUAUUUAGUACCUACUUGUUUUUAACACCGUAUAUGUGGGUGGAGUGUGAUAGUUGGUGUGUUUUAGUGUUUUAGUGUACGUUAACACUUUAUAGGACCGGUUAGUGGGUGGAAUAUAACACUUUAUAAUAGAGCAGUCUAGUGUCAAUCAUUGUGUUUGUUCAUUGGUUCUACUAUCAAACGUUUGGUUUGCUUUGGUUUCUAGAGCUACACGCCACAUAUGUCCAGGUUCAUUAUAAUAUAUAAUGGAGGACUUCUAGGCAAUGUGCUUGGUUGUGGGACUACUAUCAAACGUUGUCUGAUGGUAAGUACUAAUUUAUUCAUGUUAAGUGGCUGUGUUCAAUUCCUAUAGAAUUAUCGGGGUUGUUCCUUUUUCGCUUCACUAUCCUGCUAGUCUUGAUGAUGCUUGUGUGAUAUUAUAUGAAGUGUGAACUGUGAAGGGUGUGAUCGUGUGCACCAGCACCUCAUAAUAGAGCAGUCUAGUGGCUGUCUUGUCAUUUGUUCAUUGGUUUUUGAGAGUGUUAACACUCGCUCAGUGCGGAGGAACUAUGUGGUUUGUGGUUGUGUUUUUUAUCGUUUAGGGAAUCUUCUAGGAUAAUGCUCGGGAUAUUUUACAGACUAUCUUUUACAUGGCUGUCUUGAUUAUGGUUCUGUUGAAUUAAGGAGAUGUCCCAAAUUUCACUGAGAGGGGUUGAACUGUUUCUUCUUCUAAGGGCACUAUUCUUCUUUUAAUUAUAACGUUUGACCUUAAAGUAAAACGAUUCAUCACUAAUUAAUCGAACAGAGAAAUAAAAUCAAUCAAAGUUCUCAUACUGUACGACUAAUAAACUACCAGCUGCUCUUGCAAAUCCUUUCCAAUUAUAUUAUUCUGUUUUUAAUAAAUAUAAGAUACAGUGCGUAAAUGAGUGCGUCAUCACCUACGUUAGUUGUAAAAUACUGUUGAAGUGUGGACGAUACUAGAUACAAGAUAAUGUUGUCAUAAAGCUUUUGGGAGGAAAUGCAGGCUUCGUUAUCAAAAUACAUUUUUUAGAGUUGAAAAUUUUAUAUUUUUGUGGCUGCGGUCCGAUUACUAUGAGUUUUAUUAAGUUAUUACACGUUAGCACACAUUAUGACUUCCUUUCCGUUCGGCCAUGCUUCGAGUUGUUAAGCCAAUUUUCGUGUUAAGCUUUCAUUUUCUUAUUACAUUAGUUAAGUUAUUAAGGUUAAAUAGAUACAGUACAUGUAUCAUUUAGGCUGUUGUGAUGGUUAUUUUGUACAUUUCCUUACAUGUUUGUAAGUUUUGUCAUUAUAUUUGUAUUUAAUGGAA
Molecule: messenger RNA, 3537 nt
Organism: Bolinopsis microptera
Lineage: Eukaryota; Metazoa; Ctenophora; Tentaculata; Lobata; Bolinopsidae
Product: metaxin-3-like
Exons: 9
Coding region: 6-896 (296 amino acids)
Biological process (GO): mitochondrion organization
Cellular component (GO): SAM complex; cytoplasm
Source: RefSeq, a predicted model, not a curated record